Molecule: messenger RNA, 468 nt
Organism: Sparassis crispa
Lineage: Eukaryota; Fungi; Basidiomycota; Agaricomycetes; Polyporales; Sparassidaceae
Exons: 5
Coding region: 1-468 (155 amino acids)
Source: RefSeq, a predicted model, not a curated record
AUGUCCCUCCCCAUUUCAACCUCAGAGCGCAUGAAUUCGUGGCCCGUUGAUCCGUCGCCUAUGUUUUCUCGAUUCAGUCCGCUCUUCGUUACACACCCGACUUCUCAUGAGGCCAACGUGAUGGGUGCAAUGCCUCAGUACACGGAUGUCGACACAUCUGAUGAGGUCUCAGACAAUGCAGGUCUUGACGAUGAAGAGACCCUAGUUUUCCUUGCUGAGGAAGAGACGGACACGUCGACUAUUCCUAGAGGCUGUCCUAGCCUACCACGCUUAAAGCCGAUAGAGCUGCCCGACGUAUCCUGCGACAUUCAGUAUGAGUAUCCGAAGCUUGCACCCCUCGACAUGUGCCUAGUGGCUCUCCUUGAGCCUACCAGCCACAAUGAUGCUAAUUCAGCUUCUUCUGACUACUCCGACAUUCUUUAUCCACCCAUAGUGAAGUCCCACCUGCCGGAGUUGCAUUCCGACUGA